CAGUGUGGUUCCUGAGACGCCACAGCGAAACCGGAUACGGAGAAGAAGCAGAACGUCACUUUUUGCCCAGGAGCUCCAGCUGAUGGUGACACAUCUUUUUUAGAGUCUAUGCUCCUCCUCAAAACCCCUGAAGAAGAAGAGAGCAGCCGUGAAAUCUCCCAGCUCCGUCAGGCAGUGUUGCAAAACGAUGACAGACUCCUUGACGAGAUGCUCUGCCAAGAAAUCUACAAGAGAGUCAUCAACUGCAGAGGAGGCUGGGGCAUCGCGGGCACGCCGCUGCGCACGGCGGCGUCCAAGGGCCACCUCCGAUGCCUGCAGGUGCUGCUGGCCCACGGCGCGGACGUAGACUGCGUGGACGUCAAGGCCCAGACGCCGCUCUUCACGGCCGUCUGCGGGAAAUACCUGGACUGCGUCUUGGCGCUCCUCAGGGCCGGCGCCAACCCCAACGGCCACUCGGCCAACAACUGCUCCCCCGUCCUCACGGCGGCUCGAGAGGGCGACGUGGAGAUCCUGAAGGAACUGCUCAGACACGGCGCCGAGGUCAACUCCCGCUCCAAGGUCUUGCUGUGGACCUCGGGCGCCAGCGUGUCCAGCGGCCCGCUCUACCUCGCCGCCGUUUACGGACACAUGGAGUGUUUCAAAGUGCUGCUCCUGUUCGGGGCCGACCCGGAUUACAACUGCACAGACGCCAAGCUGCUGAGCUCCAUCAAACAGCCCAAAACGGUGCUGGAGAUGUGUCUGAGGCACGGCUGCGGCGUGGAGUACAUCCAGCUCCUGAUCGACUUCGGUGCCAACGUCUACCUCCCCACGCUGAUCAUCGAGAAGUCCACCAAGCAGAACGAGGCCGUGGAGCUGCUGCUGCGCGAAAGAGGAAACCCGAAGGCCUUGACGUCACAGUGCCGGCUCGCCAUCCGAGGCUACCUGAGAAAGAUCAACAAGAUCCACUGCAUCGAGCAGCUGGAGAUGCCGUCCAGCCUCAUCAGCUUCCUGCAGUACAAACCGGUUCCAGUCACGGUUGUGUAGCUUAGCAAACUGCAGUAAAGUGACGCAAAAAAAACACAAUGUGACAUGUUUGUUUUUUUGUCUGCCAACGUUCUUGUUUUACGCCUGUGGAUUGUAGAGCAACCACUUUUUUUUCCCUUUUUUUUUAUACAUCAUGUUUCUUCUCGUCAUGUGCUAAUUCAACUUUUAAGUUUAAUACAUGUGUAAUUAUGUAGUGUGCUUACAGUGAUACAGUGACUGUGCAUUUAUUUUUUACAAUGUGACAUAAAAAAGCAAGUUAUCACCACCUGAAUUGCACAGUUUGGCAUCGUGUUGUUUUGUUGAAGCUGUGAGGUUUGAUGAGGUGCAGGUCGUUCAGCGGGGAACGUUUCCCUCGAGGUGUCGGACACGGAAAACUCGCCUCAGCAAGAACUUUCUGUGCACCGACAGCUUUCAUGCAGAUUACACCUUUAUUGAAUAAAGUCUUCUUUGCAUCGAGGUCGGAGUUUUGCCCGUAGCACAGCCGGUCACAUGGAAACUGUAGAAGAAAAGCUGCAUUAUUUGUCACAUGUUGAUCACAACCAGGAGGUGUAGUUUUCUCCCUUUCUUGCUUCACCCUCUUAAAAACAACAUGCACCGAUUCUUAUAUAUGUCAGCAGCGUGAACCAUGAAGCAAAGCAGGAGAAACUAAAAGAUGUUCCACCGCUUCAUUCAUGUGAAAAUGGAUCUGAUGUCGAUGUCAAGACAAGUCGUUUGUUAUUUUUACUUCACUACAAAAGGUGUUCAGCUCCUCCAGAAGCCACAGGAGCAUCGCAGCUCCUCCGACUUUCAAAUACUUGAAAAACUUUGACAUUUUCCCCAGUAAUGACACAGUGUAGGUGUUCACUCCUUUAAUUAACAUCUGAAUAAAGGUCUAUCUCUAUCUACAUCUAUAGAUAGAGAUAAAUACAGAUGUAUAGAUAAAGAUAUGUGGUGUGGAAAAGCUUGAUUCAGAUUAAUUUUGCAAGAAAAAAAUGCACAAAUCUCACAAAUUCAA
Molecule: messenger RNA, 2017 nt
Organism: Myripristis murdjan (pinecone soldierfish)
Lineage: Eukaryota; Metazoa; Chordata; Actinopteri; Holocentriformes; Holocentridae
Product: ankyrin repeat and SOCS box protein 12-like
Exons: 3
Coding region: 109-1023 (304 amino acids)
Biological process (GO): protein ubiquitination; intracellular signal transduction; positive regulation of protein catabolic process
Molecular function (GO): protein binding
Source: RefSeq, a predicted model, not a curated record